Molecule: messenger RNA, 1422 nt
Organism: Ylistrum balloti
Lineage: Eukaryota; Metazoa; Mollusca; Bivalvia; Pectinida; Pectinidae
Product: beta-1,3-galactosyltransferase 1-like
Exons: 2
Coding region: 190-1335 (381 amino acids)
Cellular component (GO): membrane
Molecular function (GO): hexosyltransferase activity
Source: RefSeq, a predicted model, not a curated record
CACACGUGCUUUUCUGUGAGGACGGAUUGUUACUUUGUGGAUGCUGUGGAUACUGUGAAAAAGGUUUCCUGCAUUCAGUUACAUCUAAAAAAAAAGUCGACAAAUUCUGAGUAAUGCUGAUCCGGAAGUGAGUCUCGAAGGGAAGUAUAUAGUGAUGAGGCUGGAAGUUGCCACUCAGCCCAACGUAGAAUGUUUCCCCGAUUGCCAACUGUGUACAGGUUUUUUUGUGUAUUACUUGUUUUCAGUGUAAUAUUGUACACAUUCCUGUUACAACGCAUCACAAAAACUGUUAACUCGUCACCCAAACUUCCCUGGCAAGAAUUUGUCGUCAGUGACUCCAAACUAGACCACAUCGAUUCCUUUCCGCGCAAACCGGAAGCUUCAACUUUUCAUCGUCCUCACGUGCAGAAAAAACAGACAACAGAUUGGGUUGUUGUGAAUACUACACCAAGUAAAACAUAUAAUGAUGACGUAGUAAACCCUCACACAUUUCAAUAUUUGUUAAACCCGCGUGGACUAUGUCAGGACAAUGUGUACCUCAUCAUUUAUGUCCACACAGCACCUCCCAAUUUUCACAAACGCCAAAUGCUUAGACAAACCUGGGGACAAAAAUCGAUCUUGAACAAACAUCGAUCCAAAAUGGUGUUCAUAAUGGGAUCAGUUCCAGAUCAUCGUGUCAUGGACAAAGUUAAAAUGGAGCAUGCGCAUUACGGGGAUAUCGUACAGGAGGAUUUCAUUGACUCCUAUCGGAACUUAACACACAAAGGUAUAGCGGCAUUAAAUUGGAUUUCUAACUUCUGUAGUAACGCCACAUAUGCCCUUAAAACAGACGAUGACAUCAUGGUGAAUAUAUUCAAACUGGUGUCCAAACUAACCUCUGACAUCGAGCAUCGCCUAGGCAAGAAAAACUUGAUACUAUGUAACCAAUGGCUGCGCAUGAAAGUUCUUCGAGACAAGAAAAGUAAAUGGUACAUUCCAAAAGAAGAUUUUGAGCCAAAUUAUUUCCCGCCAUAUUGCUCAGGGUCGGCGUUUGUUCUAAGUAUUGACGUUAUCAAGCGAAUGUCUGCUGUUGCGAAAUACGUGCCGUUUUUCUGGGUCGAUGAUUAUUACAUCACAGGCAUGCUUGCAAAACGAGUGGGCGUAACCCAGCAACGUCUGAACGACGCUUACAUUCUGAACGGCAAAGUUGUCGUGGAUAGAUUUAAGAAUGACACCAACAACAAAUUACUGUUUUUUCAUGUAGGGAAACAAAACACCAUUUAUUCCAUGUGGGAGAUAUUAAAAGAAAGAUUGCGAGUGCGUACAGAUAACUUUACGUGGAAUCCUGGUAGCUAAAAUCUCUUUAUUAUAGUGCAUCUUAAUUUUUUUUAUUGUAUCAUACUGUUCAUAAAUCAAAUUUUAUCAUUUAAAUAAUAAAACUUU